CGAAAAUGACAAUUUUGUAUUGGUUUAUUUUAUAGCUCACGUAAGAGAAAACAGGCUCUAAAACCCAUACAAAUGUAAUGGUAUUUUCUGAUUGGCGCAUUUCGAUCCAAUCUGGAGUAUAAGCUCGCUCUCUUCAAAAUCCUCUCAUAUUCCGUUCUCUAAACCCUGUGAUAAAAAGUGUAAGAAUUAAAAUUCGUUUGCCAAAAUGUCCGGACGUGGAAAAGGCGGUAAAUCCCGCGCUAAAGGCAAGUCUCGUUCUGCAAGAGCCGGUCUUCAGUUUCCCGUUGGCAGAGUUCAUCGUUUUCUUCGCAAAGGUAACUACGCCGAGCGUGUUGGUGCUGGCGCUCCGGUCUACAUGGCCGCUGUGCUCGAGUACCUGAGCGCUGAAAUCCUCGAGUUGGCCGGCAACGCUGCCCGCGACAACAAGAAGACCAGGAUCAUCCCUCGUCAUUUGCAGUUGGCCGUCAGGAACGACGAGGAGUUGAACAGGCUGCUCCACGGUGUCACCAUCGCUCAGGGUGGUGUGCUGCCCAACAUCCAGGCCGUGCUUUUGCCCAAGAAGUCCGAAAAGAAACACAAGUGAACAUGAACUUGUUCAGACAAACAACGGCUCUUUUAGGAGCCACCACUUGUAAUAAAAGUGUUUGAUCAUUGUUA
Nematostella vectensis (starlet sea anemone) is the source of this 657-nucleotide messenger RNA. RefSeq names its product late histone H2A.2.2. Lineage: Eukaryota; Metazoa; Cnidaria; Anthozoa; Actiniaria; Edwardsiidae. The transcript has a single exon. The record is from RefSeq and is a predicted model, not a curated record. Gene Ontology annotation, molecular function: protein heterodimerization activity; DNA binding; structural constituent of chromatin. Gene Ontology annotation, cellular component: nucleosome. Bases 206 to 583 code for a protein of 125 amino acids.